This is a messenger RNA of Cladocopium goreaui, 1510 nucleotides long. The record is from the annotation of a GenBank genome assembly. NCBI's taxonomy places the organism in Eukaryota, Dinophyceae, Suessiales, Symbiodiniaceae.
CUUGUUCCGCAGCGACCUCAGGGCAGGUUGCUGUGUCGCUGUGCAUAUGAGCGAAAAGCUGCCCAUAUUGCACUUCGAUCACCAAUGACUCCCGUAGGUCCCAUGGUUCGUCGAUGUAGGUCACGAACACCCGUUGCAUUAUCACCAAUCCUAAUCUUGUGCCUCUGCAUUUUAUGGCACACAAUUCAGACCUGGUUUGGUGAUGGUUCCAAUUUCUCGCUUAUGGCGCCCAAGUCCUACCGUGGUAUUGUGGCCACACCUUCACAUCAUCACAGGAUCACUCUCAACAUGUUUCUCCAUGAUGUAGCAAUCAUCAUGCUAUUCGCGGCGGUUGGCUAUGCAGCGGCUUACUCUCAGCAACGUUGGUUGGCCAUGCCCCACGCCGUGGAAGAAUUUGCGCCGGGCCCUCCGAGCCCCCAAAAUGGCGCGUUGUUGGCUGCUGGGCUCUAUGGUGCGAAUAUCGCAUAUAAUGUCAUCAACAAACGCGUUCUGCUGGCGCAUCCGCAUCCCUGUUUGGUCACAGGGAUCAAUUUGUGUUCGUCUUCACUUUGCUGCGUAGUUUGCUGGAUGCUGGGUCUCAUUCACUGGCCUCGCUUUUUGGGCUGGCCCUUCUACUUGAAGCUCAUGGGCUUAGCAGUGCUGCAUUGGAGUGGCAUGCUCUUUUCAAACAUCUCGGUGUCGGAAGUCCAUAUCUCCUUCACCCACACUGUAAAGGCAGCUGAGCCUUUCUUCACUGCUCUCUUUACUGCAGUGCUUAUUGGUCACAAGCCAACCCUUCGUGCCUGGCUCAGUUUGUUGGUGGUCAUCGGUGGCAUUGUGGUGGCUUCCACCGCGGAGAUUUCGUUCACUUGGAGAGGCUUUUGGGCCGCCAUGGCCUCCAAUGUCGUUGUGGCGCUCAGGACUGUGCUGACAAAAAUGGCCAUGGAUAGACACAUCUUGGACCCCUUGAAUUUCCAAGCUCUCCUUCAGUGCGCGGCUUUCAUUGUUUCAGUCCCCGUGGCGCUGCUAUUCAACUUGCAUGCAGUGCGGGAGGUUGCUGCUGACACUGCCGCCUGGCCCUCCAUCGUGCUGAUUGGACCUCUAGUUUGGACCUUCAACGUGGCUUCCAUCAUGGUUUUGGUCCACACCAGCACCGUGGUUCACUCAAUGAUCCGAUCCAUGCGCCGGCCGCUGUUGGUGCUGGCAUCCAUCAUCACGUUCGGCACUCGCAUCACUGCCCUAAAUGCCUUGGGUAUUCUCUUUACGCUCUGUGGCGCCUUUUGGUACAGAUACGAGAGCGAACUGGUGAACAAAAAUGGUCACGGCGUGAAGAGAAGUAUCACUGAGACAAGGCAGCGAACGAUUCCAUGAGGUCUGAACAGCUGAUCCUUUUCCAACAUCAAUCAGCUGGGAUGGCCUGGGUUUCAAUUGGUCAAUUGGUUGGUGGCUUCAAUUGAAGUGAUGACAUCAAUAUCAUGAAGCCACCAACAUAUCCAAUGUGGAUAUUCAAUAUUUAAUAUUUGAUGUCAAC